UCUCUGUGUUCCUCAGACGACGCCAGAUCUGCGGCCUCCGGUGGCGGCACCUCUCGCAGCGCCAGCCGCAGGAAGAGGACCAGCUUCUCCAAGGAGCACGUGGAGCUCCUGAGAGCCACGUUUGAGACCGACCCGUACCCGGGAAUCAGCCUCAGAGAGAGCUUGUCCCAGACCACGGGCCUGCCAGAGUCCCGCAUUCAGGUGUGGUUCCAGAACCGAAGAGCUCGCACGCUGAAGUGUAAAGGAGCCAAGAAAGCUCUGUGGCAGUCUGACAGUCCGGGGCACAACUCUUUCCACGCCGCUGCCAGGGCGGGGGCACUUCGACCUCACGACCCCCCACCGGCCUACCCGUCCCGAGUGAAGCAGGAGGUGGAGGAGGGCAGCUAUUAUGGGCAGUGUCCUGCUGCUUAUGCCAACGCCCAGGAGCACGCACACUUCAGUUCCCUGUUUGGGCAUCAGCAGGGGGGGCAUCUGGACACCAGCUCUCCUCUGGGGGGCUACUGGCCUGGCAGUCCGAGCGGCCCGGCCUCCCCCCCAUGGGGAAAACCUUUGCAGAUGAGCAGCUUCAGUUCCAUGCAGCAAGCAUUGAUGUUCACGGGAGAGCCGCAGACGUAUGCGACCCCCUCCACGCCCCACUCCUCCAUCCCAGACACGCCCGACUCUGGAUACUGGGACGCCUGCUUGGAGAACAGCCCACCAACCGGGGGUCCGUUCAGCCAGCUGGAGGAAUCCUGCAGCAGGGCUGCUCUGGAGGACAGCAGAGAUCCAGCAGCAGUCCAGCACGCCCCCCUGCCGGUGCUUUCGCUGCAGGAGAUCCUGUGGGAGCUGAAUGAGAGCUGGCUGGGGGGUGAAGGACUGGAGGGGUGCACUGUGGGAGACCAAGCCUCUUCCUGAGGCUGAGGGAUGUACUGUAGUUUAAGAGAACGUCUGCCUGAGGAAUCCCAAUCAAUCAAUCAAUCAAUCAAUCAAUCAAUCAAUCAAUCACUGCCCCCCCCCUUUGUAUUUAUUCAUCUUCUGAUUAUUUAAGUCUAUUUAUGAUUUCUGCAAAUAAAAGUGGAUGUGUUAUAAUAUCGGUUUCUUUUUACAUUCAAGA
Molecule: messenger RNA, 1093 nt
Organism: Oryzias latipes (Japanese medaka)
Lineage: Eukaryota; Metazoa; Chordata; Actinopteri; Beloniformes; Adrianichthyidae
Gene: mxtx1
Product: mix-type homeobox gene 1
Biological process (GO): regulation of transcription by RNA polymerase II
Cellular component (GO): nucleus
Molecular function (GO): DNA-binding transcription factor activity, RNA polymerase II-specific; RNA polymerase II transcription regulatory region sequence-specific DNA binding
Source: RefSeq, a predicted model, not a curated record